Miscanthus lutarioriparius is the source of this 1464-nucleotide messenger RNA. The record is from the annotation of a GenBank genome assembly. Lineage: Eukaryota; Viridiplantae; Streptophyta; Magnoliopsida; Poales; Poaceae.
AUGGAGCAGGAGCUGCUGAAGAUCCUGCGCGGCCUCAAGUCCCCCCGCCACCUGCAGCAGACCCACGCCCAGCUCCUCGCCCGCGGCCUCUCCGCGAGCCCGCGCCUCCUCCCGGCCCUCGUCUCCGCCGCGUUCUCCGUCGCCUCCUCGUCCCCGCGCCAUGCCGCCGCCGCGGCGAUCCUUCGUGCUGCCGGCGCCGGCGCCUCCACUGUAGCGCACAACACCCUCAUCGAGCGCCUCGCCGGGCGCGGCGGCGGCCGUGACUGCUCCGUGGUAGACGCGUUCGCGGUCUACGCUGCGAUGCGUGCCUCAGGGGUGUCCCCCAACGGGUUCACCUUCACAUUCCUGCUUCGCGCGUGCGAAUGCCUGAGGCGGCUGCCGCUGUGCCGGGUCCGUCCACGGACAGAUCGUCAGGUGUUCGAUGAAAUGGUGGAUAGGGACGUGGUUUCAUGGAACUCCAUAGUCGGUGUGUACAUGUCGAGCGAAGAUGUGACAGGUGCCAUGGAGUUGUUCGAGGCGAUGCCGGAGAGGAAUGUUGUCUCCUGGAACACUGUUGUCGCUGCAUUCGCGAGGGGUAUGCAGCAAGUGGCAAUGUUGAGUCUGCAUGGGUACAACCACAACUCGAGGUAUGAUGAGGCACUGCGCACGUUUCAGCAGAUGAUGCUUGAGGGAAGAUUCAUGCCUGAUGAAGCAACAUUAGUAAGUGUCGUCUCAGCCUGUGCUCAGCUGGGCAGCGUUGAAUACUGCAACUGGAUCAGUUCUUACAUUAGUAAAAGCAACACUCAUAUAACUGUUGCAUUAGGAAAUGCUCUCAUAGACAUGUUUGCAAAAUGUGGAGAUGUCGGAAGAGCACGGUUAGUUUUUAAUAAAAUGAAGACAAGAUGUAUCAUUACAUGGACAGCAAUGAUAUCUGGUUUUGCUUAUAAUGGACAGUUUAGAGAAGCUCUGUUGAUCUACAAUGAUAUGUGCAGAGAAGGAGUCACACUGGAUGAUACAGUCUUUGUUGUUGCACUUGCUGCUUGUGCUCAUGGGGGUUUGUUGCAAGAAGGUUGGAGCAUCUUUGAGCAAAUGAUUGAGCACUAUGGGAUUGUGCCAAGAAUGGAGCAUUAUGGAUGCAUAGUGGAUCUACUUGGUCGAGCUGAGUUGACAGAGUAUGUCAGUGCAAGGGUACUUGAAAUAGAACCUUUUAAUUCUAGUUAUCAAGUGUUGGUUUCCAAUUGUAGUGCCCUAGAGGGAAGGUGGAGCAGUGUGAUGGAUGCUCGCAGAACAAUGCGUGAUUGGGGAGUUGAGAAAACUCCUGGUAGUAGCUUGAUUCAGGUAGGAAAUGAGGUGCAUGAGUUUUUGGCUAAAGACAUGAGGCACCAGAUGAGGAAAGAGGUAUAUGAAACUUUGGAUGGUUUAAUAGCCCUCAUCAGACAUACAGAACACACCCCUUGGAUAAGUUAUUGCAGCACACUUGAGUAA